UAGCAGAUGGCAAAGAUGCUUAGUCAUGGACCAAAGAGUAGUAUGUAGGAGGGAUUUUAGGAGCACAUCCUAUUGGCUGCUACACUGUAGAAGCAGGCAACCAAAAGUUAUUCUAUAGUUGGUCAAAGAAAAUCAGGAUAUGGCAACUUCAACCAAGCCUGUUCUUCAUGGAUACUUCAGGAGUUCCUGUUCCUGGAGGGUCCGCAUUGCAUUUGCACUUAAAGGCAUUGAAUAUGAUCAAGUUCCAGUUAAUCUGAUCAAGGAUGGUGGUCAGCAGUAUGCACAGCAGUACAAGAAACUUAACCCAAUGCAACAAGUGCCUGCAGUUGAAAUCGAUGGCAUAACAAUUUCUCAAUCACUGGCAGUUAUCCAGUACAUUGAUGAGACCAGGCCAGGGACACCGCUCCUUCCUUCAGACCCCAAGAAACGUGCUCAGGUUCGGAUGAUAAGUGACCUCAUUGCCUCGGGGAUACAACCUCUGCAGAAUUUGUCUGUGAUUCAGAAAAUUGCAGCAGAAAAGGUACCAUGGGCACAGCACUUCAUCAGUCGAGGGUUUCAAGCCCUUGAACCUAUUCUGAAAGAAACAGCAGGGAAAUAUUGUGUCGGAGAUGAGAUAUCGAUGGCCGACGUCUGUCUAGUUCCCCAGGUCUACAAUGCAGAGAGGUUCAAAGUGGACAUUGAACAGUACCCGACAAUCAAAAGACUGAAUGCAACCUUAGUAGAGAUUGAUGCUUUCAGAACUAGUCACCCAUCGUGUCAGCCAGAUACUCCUGAUGAUUUGCGUCAACCUUAAACAUCUUAAGUUGUGUAACAUAAUUGCAAAUGGGUUGGAGUAGUAGUUAUGAACAAACAUCUCAUAAAAGGUCAUUUUUAUUAUUUGAAUAUAAAACUUUAUUAAAAGUUGUGAUACAAAGGAUUGG
This is a messenger RNA of Periophthalmus magnuspinnatus, 920 nucleotides long. RefSeq names its product glutathione S-transferase zeta 1 (gene gstz1). Gene Ontology annotation, molecular function: glutathione transferase activity; maleylacetoacetate isomerase activity. Gene Ontology annotation, biological process: L-phenylalanine catabolic process; glutathione metabolic process. The transcript is spliced from 9 exons. Bases 140 to 793 code for a protein of 217 amino acids. Gene Ontology annotation, cellular component: mitochondrion; cytoplasm. The record is from RefSeq and is a predicted model, not a curated record. Lineage: Eukaryota; Metazoa; Chordata; Actinopteri; Gobiiformes; Gobiidae.